AUGACAAAGACAAACGCUGCAAUGACGCAAGGAUCUACAGAAAAGAAAUCAACGGAAACCAAAACGAAUUACGGAUGCUGCGAACCACACCAAGAUAAUGACAGACGAAUGGAUGGACAGAUGGAUAAUUCCAAGACCACCAAUACAAAUGAAGACAAGAGUGGUUAG
This is a messenger RNA of Acaulospora morrowiae, 168 nucleotides long. The record is from the annotation of a GenBank genome assembly. Lineage: Eukaryota; Fungi; Glomeromycota; Glomeromycetes; Diversisporales; Acaulosporaceae.